AUGACGCCCUCGUCUGCUCUUCGUCGAUUCCGACAGAGUGACGAUGCAAAGGACGUGAAUUUUGUCGUCAAGUAUUUUCCCUACCAGCUGCAUCCCGAUGCGACCAGGGAGGGCGAAAGCAAGUAUGACUGGUAUAAGAAAUCUCGUUAUGGCGACUCGGAGGAGAAGAUGAAGAUGUAUAUGACAUUGAUGUCCGCGUAUGGUGUCUCUGCCGGCAUCAAUUUCAAGUUCGGCGGCACGGUUGCGAAUACACUGGAUGCACAUCGCGUGAUCCAACACUUUCAAGAAGAAAAGGGCUCCGAAACUGCCGACAAAAUCAUCAAUUCGCUCUACUUCCAGUAUUUCGAGAACGAGAAACACCCUUCUUCAGACGAGACAUUGCUCAAAGCAACCACCGACGCCGGCAUUCCCGAAUCCGAGGCUCGUCCAUUCAUACAAGACAAGAACGAUGGCAUGAUGGAUGUCAAGAACAUGGUUCGUCAGCAGGCGGGCAACGGAGUGGAUUCCGUACCGACGAUUAUGAUCGAGGGGAAGAGGAGGGACAUCACACUCGUAGGCGCGAAGGAGGUCGAGGAAUAUGAAAAGGCGUUGAAGCAGAUUGUCAAAGAGAGCAAGUAG
Molecule: messenger RNA, 618 nt
Organism: Cladophialophora bantiana CBS 173.52
Lineage: Eukaryota; Fungi; Ascomycota; Eurotiomycetes; Chaetothyriales; Herpotrichiellaceae
Exons: 5
Coding region: 1-618 (205 amino acids)
Molecular function (GO): oxidoreductase activity
Source: RefSeq, a predicted model, not a curated record